Messenger RNA from Cucumis sativus (cucumber), 594 nucleotides. RefSeq lists its product as uncharacterized. The coding region runs from base 1 to 594 and encodes 197 amino acids. The record is from RefSeq and is a predicted model, not a curated record. The transcript has a single exon. NCBI's taxonomy places the organism in Eukaryota, Viridiplantae, Streptophyta, Magnoliopsida, Cucurbitales, Cucurbitaceae. Gene Ontology annotation, cellular component: plasma membrane.
AUGGCAGGUCCUCCGCAGCCACUGUCACGAUCUGGCCCCUCAAGGAUAUUGCGUUUUGUCAUAAUUUUCUUAGUGGCAUUGAUCAUACUCGUUGGCCUUGCCGUGCUCAUUAUCUGGCUAACUGUUAGGCCGAAACGACUGAGCUACACGGUGGAAAGCGCUGAGGUCCAUAACUUCGACAUGACCGACACCCAACUCAAUGCAUCCUUUAGUUUUGGGGUAAGAGCAUAUAAUCCCAAUAAACGAGUCUCGGUUUACUAUGAUUCCAUCACUGCCACAGUUGGGUUCGGUGAUCAAGACUUGUCUUUCGGCGUGCUCAGUCCUUUCUACCAACCUCACAAAAACGAGCAAUGGUUGAACAUCCACCUCAACGCUCAAAACUUUCUAUUGCACGACUCUGUGUCGAAGGAAUUGGCACUUGAAAGGUCAGCUGGAGAGAUGGAUUUGGAUCUUUGGAUCAAGGCAAGAAUUAGGUUUAAGGUUGGGGUAUGGAAGUCCGCGCAUAGGACGCUUCGAAUCCGGUGUUCGCCGGUGAUUGUCUACUUGUCUAAAUCCAAGACUUUCAAGAAGACUACUUGCUUUACAGAAGUCUAA